AUGUUGUUCACGUUCAGGUGCAUGUCAUGCUCAUCCAUCGGUCUGUACACCACAUUUGUUUCUCCAUUUUUAGCCGAAAUUGCUCCAGAUAACAAGAAGUACUUCUUUGGCUUCAUCAAUCAGAUUGCUAAUGCCAUUGGUUUCCUCACCGUUACAAUCAUUGGCGCUCAACUCAAUAACUUCAGAAAAGUUGCGUUCAUUUGCUCAGUUCCAAACAUUGUUCUCUGCAUUGGUAUUCUUUUCAUCCCCGAAAAGCCACAAUCAACACAGAGAGCAACAGUCUGCGCAACAUGCAAGUACCACAAAGAGCUAUUCAUUGCUUUCUUGUUCAUGUUCUUCCUCCAAUUCUCUGGAAUUCAGCCAGUUAUGUCAAACUUAGGCGAAAUAUUAAACAGAGCCAAUUUGGGAGACAAAGGACACAAGAUGGGCAUCUAUGCAACAGCAACUCAGCUUGUAACAACAUUAAUCUUUGCUUUCAUUGUUGAUAAAGUCGGAAACUUCAUCAUGUGGGAGAUUUCGGCUGCAGGUGAAAUGAUUGCCUUCGUUUUGAUGUGCUGCCAUCAGAAACUCAAUCUUCCAACAUGGGUUUUCCUUUUGGGAUUGUUCUUACAUAUGUUAUCAUAUGGUAUGGGCAAUGGACCAAUCCCAUUUGCUAGAGCAACGGUUCUUUUAGAGCCACAAUUCAGAUCAACAGCAAUGGCCAUCAUCGUCGCUAUCAACUGGGCUUUGACUGCAGGAAUUAACGCAAUCUGGCCAACAUUACAAGAGAAGAUGUCCCUCGGUUUCGCUUUCUUAUUCUUCGCUUGCAUAAUGGUUCUCUCUUUGAUUUUCGGUUUCAUUGUUGUCAGAAAUCUCGAUUUGAGAGAUAAGGCUGUCUUAGACAAUGAAAGUGAAGAAGAAAGUAAGAAAGAGGGAAAGAUGGACGAUGUUUCAUCUGACGAUCCCUUGUGA
Trichomonas vaginalis G3 is the source of this 951-nucleotide messenger RNA. RefSeq names its product major facilitator superfamily transporter. Bases 1 to 951 code for a protein of 316 amino acids. The transcript has a single exon. Gene Ontology annotation, biological process: transmembrane transport. NCBI's taxonomy places the organism in Eukaryota, Parabasalia, Trichomonadida, Trichomonadidae. Gene Ontology annotation, cellular component: membrane. The record is from RefSeq and is a predicted model, not a curated record. Gene Ontology annotation, molecular function: transmembrane transporter activity.